Morone saxatilis (striped sea-bass) is the source of this 2996-nucleotide messenger RNA. It is a transcript of the gene scarb2c, whose product is annotated as scavenger receptor class B, member 2c. Gene Ontology annotation, cellular component: membrane; cytoplasm; lysosome. Gene Ontology annotation, molecular function: scavenger receptor activity. The transcript has 12 exons. Gene Ontology annotation, biological process: protein targeting to lysosome; receptor-mediated endocytosis. The coding region runs from base 146 to 1591 and encodes 481 amino acids. NCBI's taxonomy places the organism in Eukaryota, Metazoa, Chordata, Actinopteri, Moronidae. The record is from RefSeq and is a predicted model, not a curated record.
GAAGUGUGUCUUUGCUUCAUCGAGCAAGUUCCUGGGCCAUCAAAACAAACACACAGACACACAAACACAGAUACAGACAGACACAGAGCAGCUAAUGUCAGGGAAAGCUAGCUGUUGCUGUUAGAUAUCUCACUGCUGUUUCACCAUGCUACUGAAGUCAUGUUGCAUUUACAGCAUCGGGGUUUGUUCUGUACUGACGCUGAUCCUUGGCAUUUCUCUGGUUUUGUCUAACGUGUUCCCACAUUUUGUACAGUCGCUGGUUAAAAAGGAAGUAGUUCUGAAGAAUGGCACCGAGGCGUUUGAGGCCUGGGAGAAUCCACCGGCCCCUAUUUACAUGCAGUUUUACUUCUUUAAUGUGACCAAUCCCCUGGAGGUGCUGGAUGGAGAAAGGCCUGCUGUGGUGGAGAUUGGACCGUAUACAUACAGAGAGUACCGGCCUAUGGAGCAAGUGGACUUCCAGGAUAAUGGUACAAAGGUGACAGCUGUCAACACGAAGACGUACAUAUUCCAGCGUAACAUGUCCCGAGGUCCAGAGAGUGACCUCAUCAGGACGGUCAACAUCCCUGCUGUGACUGUGAUGGAGCAAUUCAAGGACCAUUCCAUUAUCGCCAAUCUGAUCUCUUCCUACAUGAAGUCCACAGGUGAAGGCUUGCUCACCACCCACACAGUGGGAGAGCUGCUGUGGGGAUAUGAAGACGGUCUGCUCAAAGCCCUCAAACUUUUACAACCUGACCUGGAUGAUGUUUUCGGACUCUUCUAUAAGAACAAUGCUUCCAACGAUGGUGAAUACGUGUUCUUCACUGGCCAGCAAAACUACAAAGACUUUGCUAGAGUGGAUACAUGGAAUGGUGAGAGCUCGCUGAGUUGGUGGACAUCUGAUGAGUGCAAUAUGAUCAAUGGAACUAACGGAGGGUCUUUCCAUCCAGUCAUCACCAAGAAUGAGACACUCUACAUGUUCUCCUCUGACCUGUGCAGGUCUCUGUACGCUCUGUACGAGGAGGAUGUGACCGUGAAGGGGAUCCCUGGGUAUCGCUUCAGUCCCCCUAGCAUGGUGUUUGCCAAUGCGACCGUGAACCCAGCCAAUGCAGGCUUCUGUGUCCCUGCUGAAAAUUGCCUGGGCUCUGGGGUGCUGAAUGUCAGCCCAUGUAAACAAGGAGCUCCGAUCAUUAUGUCCUCACCACACUUCUACCAGGCAGAUGAGAAAUUCAUUCAGGAUGUAUUUGGCAUGAAGCCUAUAAAGGAGCAGCACCAGACUGUGAUUGAUAUCAAUCCGCUAACAGGAAUCAUCCUGCAAGCAGCAAAGCGGCUCCAGGUCAACGUCUAUGUGGAGAAAAUUCCCACCUUCAGUCAAACAGGAAACGUGAGGACAGUGGUCUUCCCUGUGGUUUAUCUCAAUGAGAGCGUUGUCAUUGACGACGCCUCAGCCCUGAAGCUGCAUGCGAUUGUUGUCAAGCAGAAUGUCGUGGUGAACAUCCCGUUCAUGCUGAUUGGUGUCGGCAUCAUUCUGGGAGGAAUCUUCAUGUUCCUAAUGUGUCGACAAAAGAUUCCCGAGAGCACUCCUGCUGAGCGACAGCCCCUGCUCUCAUCAUAGCACCAAACAGGAUGUGAAAGGAGGAGGAUUGCCACAUACGCAGUAUAAUUCAACAGUUCAUGGAAUGGUUCAGUCCAUCUGCAGUUUGUACCGUUAACCUCCAAGUAACCUGAAUUUCACCUUUUAAUGUUUUUUUUUUUUUUUUAAAUCUAGGGUAUUUCUCUUUUAACUUCUAAAUAUGGGAUUUUUGAUUCAAACAACGUAAAUUGAGUAAUUUAAAAUCUCCUAACAAAUCUAAUUUGAAUUGUCCGGAGAGUCAGCUCUGAACUGAUCAAACCUCAAAGAAUUCAAAUGAAAAAAUGUCAUAAUAAUCUUAACUGCCAAAAUUUUAUUUUUUACAUUUUUUGUGUGAAAUCGAUGCGUGUGUGUGUCCGUGUGUGUCCGUUUGUGUGUGUGUGUGUGUGUCAGUAAGACAAAUGGCUACAGAGCAGGAAUAGUUAUGAAGGAAGAAUACUGUCAACAUCCAUCUGAUUUACUGCAAGAGAAAUAUAUUUUUAAUUAUUUUGUAACAUCAACAUUUCACAUUUUAGUGUUCUCGCAAAGCAUCAGCAAAGUGAAUAACAAAGUCAAGCUGUGCAAAUUGACUGCUGCCAUAAUGUUUUAUUUUUAUUGUGAUGAAUAUCAUUUUUGUAGCCUAAAACGUAUCGUUCCAAGAAAAGGGUUGUCAUUUUGAUAUCUUUAGAGGUCUCUUGGUUUGUCUGGAUCUCUGAAUCUGUACUGAACCUUUUAAAACCAUGUACUCUGCUGUACCCACAUCCAAAUAUUAUGUAUUUCGUCAGCCGCAGCAGCAUGAAGGGAAGGGUUUUGCCUGGUGUGGGGGAAUGGUGUCUUGUCUCAUGAUGGUGUGAAGCAAAUCUUUCUCCUCAGUCCAAUAUUUCGCCAUGAGAGUGUGAUUUUGAAUUUCUACCGAUCUAAAGUCAGUGUAUGAACGGCUUCACGCAAGUGACACUACUGAUACAUAUUUUGCCAAAUAGAACAACCACUAUUUAACCACUAUUGACUUUAUGUCAUUGUUCUUAUGCUUCAAUGCACUUUUAAACAGCAUCAGAUCAUAAUCAGAUUAUUGUGACUUUAUGUAUGUAAGUUUAGGGAGGGAGGUUUUUAUUGGACUACAGCUGAUUAGAUUUGCCUGUUCUUAAAAUGCAAUUGAUUUCCUUCCCAGCACUACACACAAUGUAACAACAAUGUGGAUUUUUUUUUGCAGUUUGAAUAACCACUGUUUCACGCAUAUCACCGACAGGUCAUGUUAAUAUUGUUAUUGUCUUAUAUGUAAAAGAGAAUAUUGUUUACACUACUACUUCAUAGUAAAAUCAAUAUAUAAUUGGUGUUUACAUACUCUCAAAAGGUCACACAUUUAACAAUUUUCACAUUGUCUUGUCAACUUCAAUAAACCUGUUUACCAUUC